Molecule: messenger RNA, 1140 nt
Organism: Penicillium chermesinum
Lineage: Eukaryota; Fungi; Ascomycota; Eurotiomycetes; Eurotiales; Aspergillaceae
Gene: alkA
Product: DNA-3-methyladenine glycosylase II
Exons: 3
Coding region: 1-1140 (379 amino acids)
Biological process (GO): DNA alkylation repair; base-excision repair, AP site formation; base-excision repair
Cellular component (GO): nucleus; protein-DNA complex
Molecular function (GO): alkylated DNA binding; DNA-7-methylguanine glycosylase activity; DNA-3-methyladenine glycosylase activity
Source: RefSeq, a predicted model, not a curated record
AUGUCAAUCAGGCGGUCGGCGCGCUUGGGAGCCAUUCCCGCCAUCAAACCCACGAUUCAGACUGCCGCGCCGAAAGUCUCCAGGGUUCAGCAGAGCUCCGUCGCAAAGCCUCGCAAGACCUCCACGACCAAGAAGACAGCCUCGAGAUCAACUCAAAAGGCACAAGCGAAGCGAGAACACUCAUAUUGGUCUCCAGAACCUCCGACGGCGGACAAACCGCAAGCAACACCAGAUGACCAACAAGCUACCAAUAACCAUACAACAGCCCGCCCCCUCACACCACCACCCCUCGAUCGCCCGGUCGACCCGCACCGAACAAAUGCAUACCUCCUCACGCCUCAUGGCUCCUCUGUCUCCGCUUAUCCAUCCCACCUGGUGGAUUCCUCACCCUCCAAGACCGGCCUUCCACGCCCUGCUGCGACUACGGGAACAUUGCUUGAGCAAGCCAUCGCACACUUGAUCGCCCAAGACCCUCGUCUACAACCAGUGAUCGACCAGCACCCAUGCCCGCUCUUUUCGCCAGCUGGAUUGGCCGAAAAGGUUGAUCCCUUCAACAGCUUGGCCAGUAGCAUCAUCGGACAGCAGGUGUCCGGGGCCGCGGCAAAGUCGAUUCGCAACAAGUUCGUGGCUCUGUUUGAUGGUGGUGGGGAAACAGAUGAGGCUUCUGAGACUGGGCGAUCACGCUUUCCUACGCCUCAGCAGGUUGCGGCAUGUGACUUGGCAACGUUGCGGACAGCAGGCCUGUCGCAGCGCAAAGCAGAGUACAUACAAGGGCUGGCAGAGAAAUUUGCCAGCGGGGAAUUAAGUGCCCAGAUGCUGGCAAGGGCAAGUGAUGAAGAGCUUGUGGAGAAACUGAUUGCCGUUCGUGGAUUGGGCAAAUGGUCUGUGGAGAUGUUUGCUUGCUUUGCUCUGAAGCGCAUGGAUGUGUUUUCUACGGGCGACUUGGGUGUACAGCGAGGCUGCGCGGCCUUUGUUGGCCGAGACGUGAAUAAGUUAAAAGGGAAGGGUGGCGGCAAGUUCAAGUACAUGUCAGAGAAGGAUAUGCUUGAAUUGGCGGCCAAGUUCGCACCGUACAGGUCCCUUUUCAUGUGGUACAUGUGGCGCAUUGAGAAUGUCGAUGUGGCCGUCCUCACGGGCUAA